Messenger RNA from Cotesia glomerata, 1155 nucleotides. RefSeq names its product serine/threonine-protein phosphatase 6 regulatory ankyrin repeat subunit B-like. Lineage: Eukaryota; Metazoa; Arthropoda; Insecta; Hymenoptera; Braconidae. Gene Ontology annotation, molecular function: protein binding. The transcript has a single exon. The record is from RefSeq and is a predicted model, not a curated record. The coding region runs from base 1 to 1155 and encodes 384 amino acids.
AUGUGCGCGUUAGUGUGUUUGCCGAUACCAAUCGCAGUGAGUUAUAGUGAAAUAUCACGCCAUCUGGAACUAGUGGUUGAAAAUGGUGAAAUCGGUAAAAUGGAGCAGCUGAUCAAUUCAAUUGCGGAUGAGUUUCCAGUUCCGACAAUUUUCAAUGGGUACUCAUUACUCUGCAAGGCAAUUGAGUAUUCACAGCCAGAAGCCGCCGAACUUCUUCUCAAUUACAUCGUAAGUAAAGAGAGUAAAGCUUCUUUCUAUACCGCUCUUCACUAUGCAGUUUUGGACAAUAAUCUUUACAUUACAAGACUGAUUGCUCAAAGAGGCGUGAAUCUUAAUUCAAAGGCGAGUAUCAUCAGUGAUGAAAUAAACGCUGAAACUUACACGGACCGAUACGCGACUAUUUUUUACCGUUUGUCUGAAAAAUGCUCGCUAGCUUCGGACAAAACAAUUCUUCGGCAAUGCACGCCUUUACACUUAGCUUUCAAGAACGAAAGCUCCGAAAUGAUUGAAUUAUUAAUUUUUCAUGGUGCUAAAGCGACGGCUGCGGAUUUAGCAGAAAAUUUCCCGAUGGAUAUCGCCAUCAAAAAGAAUAAUAUUCAAGCUAUGAAGUUACUGUUAAAUCCAGAAAAUAGUCAAUUUAUUCUGGAUAAAUUUGAAGAACCUGAGUAUUCUCAUGGGUAUUUUCAAUACAUUAGCCGAGAAAUUAAAGCAGGAAUUUUGAUGCCGGCGAUUUCAAAUAAUGAUUCAGAGCUGGCGAUCAAGUUGAUCGACAGUGGCGUGGGCGUCGAUGCAGAUCACAGAAAAAUAGCGUUUACUCUUCAGAUCGAUGCAAUUCUUUGCGAAAAUUUAACUGUGGUCAAGCAUUUGCUUCGUAAAAGCGUUGAGGUCAAUUCGAUGACCAAAGAUGGCUCAACAGCAAUGCAUUAUUUGUUUGCGAAGUCAUUUUUCGAUGAAAACGGAGAAGACAUUACCGUCCAAGUCGCAGAGUUAUUUCUGAGUCAUAAUGUCGAUUUCAAUCUUCAGGAUAGCAGGGGAAUGACUCCUCUGCAUUUAGUGUCUUAUGACGUCGAGAAGAUUAGCUUUCUGCUGGAGAACGGUGCAGAUAUUGACAUCGCGACAGACAUUUUGAUAUUUUACGUGAGAAGAAAUAAGUGA